Molecule: messenger RNA, 8228 nt
Organism: Serinus canaria (Common canary)
Lineage: Eukaryota; Metazoa; Chordata; Aves; Passeriformes; Fringillidae
Gene: ACACB
Product: acetyl-CoA carboxylase beta
Exons: 52
Coding region: 1-7122 (2373 amino acids)
Biological process (GO): fatty acid biosynthetic process
Molecular function (GO): acetyl-CoA carboxylase activity; metal ion binding; ATP binding
Source: RefSeq, a predicted model, not a curated record
AUGCUGACGGCUGCGCUGCUCCUGCUCGCUGUGGUGCUGCUCCUUUGGGCCAAAAUGUCCAACUCGCAGUGCGAGCAGGAGAAUGAGCCGGAGGAGAGCCCCGCGGGGCCGCCCACCGCAGCCGGGCCCCCGGCGCGGCAGAGCCCCCCGGGCCGGCAGAGCCCCCCGGGCCGGCCGCCGCCGCCGCGGGCCGGGCGGGCGGGCUCGGAGCAGGAGCAGCUCGCCGUGUACAACCCCGCGGCGCUGCGCCGCCCGUCCCUCGCCAAGUUCGUGCUGGGCUCCUUCGACGACAACUCCUCCGAUGAUGAGCUGAUGGCCACGGCCUUCAGGGUGGGCCGGCGGCGCAGCAGCCUGGCCGGGGUGGCGGGUACCGUCCCCGAGCCCCCCACCGUGAGCGCCCUUCUGGAGCCCAGCGCUGGCAUCAGGCCCAGCAUGUCGGGGCCGAACCUGGCGAAGAGGAGCCACAGGAAGAUGGACCUGCAGCGGGAUUUUUCCGUUGCCUCCCCAGCCGAGUUCGUCACCCGCUUUGGGGGCAACCGUGUCAUCGAGAAGGUCCUCAUUGCCAACAAUGGCAUUGCUGCCGUGAAGUGCAUGCGCUCCAUCCGCCGCUGGGCCUACGAGAUGUUCCGCAAUGAGCGCGCCAUUCGCUUCGUGGUCAUGGUCACCCCCGAGGACCUCAAGGCUAAUGCAGAGUACAUCAAGAUGGCAGAUCACUACGUGCCUGUCCCUGGAGGGACUAACAACAACAACUACGCCAACGUGGAGCUGAUCGUGGACAUUUCCAAACGGAUCCCAGUCCAGGCGGUGUGGGCUGGCUGGGGACAUGCCUCAGAGAACCACAAGCUGCCAGAGCUGCUGCAGAAAAAUGGGAUAGCUUUCCUAGGUCCCCCCAGUGAUGCCAUGUGGGCGCUGGGGGACAAAGUUGCCUCCACCAUUGUGGCUCAGACCCUGGAGAUCCCCACACUGCCGUGGAGUGGGAGUGGUCUGGUGGCCCAGUGGUCUGAGGAGGACCAGAAUCAUCAGCAGGCCAUCAGCAUCCCCCUGGAGACAUACGCGCAGGGCUGCGUGAAGGACGUGGAGGAAGGCCUGGAGGUGGCCGUGAGGGUCGGCUAUCCCCUGAUGAUCAAGGCAGCAGAAGGUGGCGGUGGCAAAGGCAUCCGAAAAGUGGAGGCAGCAGAGGAAUUUAGUGCCUGUUUCCGGCAGGUGCAGGCGGAGGCGCCCGGAUCCCCCAUUUUCCUGAUGAAGCUGGCACAGCACGCGCGGCACCUGGAGGUGCAGGUCCUGGCAGAUGAGUACGGCAACGCCAUCUCCCUCUUCAGCCGGGACUGCUCCAUCCAGCGCCGCCACCAGAAGAUCAUUGAGGAGGCACCCGCCACCAUCGCUGCCCCCGCUGUCACCGAGAUGAUGGAGAAGUGCGCUGUCCGCCUGGCGCAGAUGGUUGGGUACGUCAGUGCAGGCACCGUGGAGUAUCUGUAUCAGGAGGACGGGCACUUCCACUUCCUGGAGCUGAACCCCCGGCUGCAGGUGGAGCACCCGUGCACGGAGAUGGUGGCGGAUGUGAACCUCCCGGCUGCACAGCUGCAGAUUGCAAUGGGCAUCCCCUUGCACAGGAUAAAAGACAUCCGGGUGCUGUAUGGGGAGAGCCCCUGGGGGGACACCCCCAUCUCCUUCCACAGCCCCUCCAACCCCCCCGUGCCCAGGGGCCACGUCAUUGCUGCUCGGAUCACCAGUGAGAACCCCGAGGAGGGUUUCAAGCCCAGCUCGGGGACGGUGCAGGAGCUGAACUUCCGCAGCAGCAAGAAUGUCUGGGGGUACUUCAGUGUGGCAGCAGCCGGGGGACUGCACGAGUUUGCUGAUUCCCAGUUUGGACACUGCUUCUCAUGGGGAGAGAACCGGGAGGAGGCCACCUCGAACAUGGUGGUGGCCCUGAAGGAGCUGUCUAUCCGUGGGGAUUUCCGGACCACGGUGGAGUACCUGAUCAAACUGCUGGAGACAGAGAUCUUCCAGAACAACGAGAUACACACAGGCUGGCUGGACCAUCUGAUUGCUGAGAAAGUGCAGGCAGAGAAGCCAGACACGAUGCUGGGGGUUGUCUGUGGUGCCCUGAACGUGGCAGAUGCUGCUUUCAGAACGUGCAUGAGUGACUUCCUGCACACACUGGAGAGGGGCCAGGUGCUGCCAGCAGCCUCUCUGCUAAACAUCGUUGAUGUGGAGCUCAUCUAUGAGGGUGUGAAGUACAUUCUGCAGGUGGCCCGCCAGUCGCUGACCACCUACGUGGUCAUCAUGAACCGCACGCACAUCGAGAUCGACGUGCACCGGCUCAACGACGGGGGGCUGCUGCUCUCCUACGACGGCUGCAGCUACACCACCUACAUGAAAGAGGAGAUCGACAGGUACCGGAUCACCAUCGGCAACAAAACGUGCACCUUCGAGAAGGAGAAGGACCCGACGGUGUUGCGCUCUCCCUGCGCGGGGAAGCUGCUGCAGUACAUGGUGGAGGACGGCGGCCAUGUGGAUGAGGGGAAGGUUUACGCAGAGAUUGAGGUGAUGAAGAUCGUCAUGACGCUGGCGGUGGAGGAGGCGGGGCAGCUCAACUACGUCAAGCGGCCGGGAGCGCUGCUGGAGGCCGGCUGUAUCAUCGCCCGCCUCCAGCUCGAUGAUCCCUCCAAAGUAAAGCCUGCACAGCCAUUCACAGGGGGGCUCCCAGCCCAGCAGACCCUUCCCAUCACUGGUGAGAAGCAGCACCAGGUUCUGCGCAACGUUCUGGACAACCUGACCAACAUCAUGAACGGCUACUGCCUGCCUGAGCCCUACUUCAAGACCAAGGUGAAGGAGUGGGUGGCACAGCUGAUGAAGACCCUGCGGGACCCUGCCCUGCCCCUGCUGGAGCUGCAGGAGAUCAUGACGAGCAUUUCGGGACGGAUCCCGCUGGCUGUGGAGAAGUCCAUCCGGAAGGUGAUGGCGCAGUACGCCAGCAACAUCACCUCCGUGCUCUGCCGCUUCCCCAGCCAGCAGAUCGCCAAUGUGCUGGACACCCAUGCAGCCACGCUGCAGAGGAAGGCUGAGCGGGAGGUCUUCUUCAUGAACACACAGAGCCUGGUGCAGCUGGUGCAGAGGUACCGCAGCGGCAUCCGGGGCUACAUGAAGACAGUGGUGCUGGACCUGCUCAGGCGCUACCUGCAAGUGGAGACGCAGUUCCAGCAUGCUCACUAUGACAAGUGUGUCAUCAGCCUGCGGGAGCAAUGCAAACCCAACAUGACCCCUGUGCUGGAGAGCAUCUUCUCCCAUGCCCAGGUGGCCAAGAAGAACCAGCUGGUGAUCAUGUUAAUUGACCAGCUGUGUGGCCGUGACCCCACACUGACAGAUGAGCUGACGACCAUCCUUCAUGAGCUGACACAGCUCAGCAAGACCGAGCACUCCAAAGUGGCUCUGAGAGCCCGGCAGGUGCUCAUUGCCUCUCACAUGCCCUCCUACGAGCUGCGGCACAACCAGGUUGAGUCCAUCUUCAUCUCUGCUAUCGACAUGUACGGACAUGAGUACUGCCCUGAGAACCUGAAGAAACUGAUCCUGUCAGAAACCUCCAUCUUUGAUGUGCUUCCCGUGUUCUUCUACCACACCAACAAGGUGGUGCGCAUGGCAGCUCUGGAGGUGUACGUGCGGCGGGGCUACAUCGCCUACGAGCUGCACAGCCUGCAGCACCGGCAGCUCUCUGAUGGCAUCUGCCUCGUGGAGUUCCAGUUCAUGCUGCCCUCCUCCCACCCCAACAGGAUAUCCGUCCCUAUCAGCAUCUCCAACCCUGACCUGGCCCGGCACAGCACUGAGCUCUUCAUGGACAGUGGCUUCUCCCCCACGAGCCAGAGGAUGGGAGUCAUGGUGGCCUUCCGCAGAUUUGAGGACUUCACAAGGAACUUUGAUGAAGUGAUCUCGUGCUUCUCCAACUCCUCGUCGGACAGCGGGCUCCUCAGUGAUGAGGAGGACACCAAGAACAUCCGUGAGGAGCCAAUCCACAUCCUCAACAUUGCACUCUGCUCAGCUGACCACAUGGAAGAUGAGAAGCUGGUGCCCAUCUUCAGAGCUUUUGCCCAGUCCAAGAAAAAUAUCCUCGUUGAACAUGGUCUCCGGAGAAUCACGUUCCUCAUUGCCCAGCAGAGAGAAUUCCCAAAGUUCUUCACGUUCAGAGCCAGGGACGAGUUCGCAGAGGAUCGGAUCUACCGGCACCUGGAGCCGGCGCUCGCCUUCCAGCUGGAGCUGAGCCGCAUGCGCAACUUCGACCUGACGGCCAUCCCCUGUGCCAACCACAAGAUGCACCUGUACCUGGGGGCUGCCAAGGUUCAGGCGGGCACCGAGGCCACCGACUACCGCUUCUUCAUCCGCGCCAUCGUGCGCCACUCCGACCUCAUCACCAAGGAGGCUUCCUUCGAGUACCUGCAGAACGAGGGCGAGCGGAUGCUCCUGGAGGCCAUGGAUGAGCUGGAGGUGGCCUUCAACAACACCAUCGUGCGCACUGACUGCAACCACAUCUUCCUCAACUUCGUGCCCACCGUCAUCAUGGACCCGUCCAAGAUCGAGGAGUCGGUGCGCUCCAUGGUGAUGCGCUAUGGCAGCCGCCUCUGGAAGCUGCGGGUGCUGCAGGCUGAGGUGAAGAUCAACAUCCGCCUGACGCCCACUGCCACCGCCAUCCCCAUCCGCCUCUUCCUCACCAACGAGUCCGGAUAUUACCUGGACAUCAGCCUCUACAAGGAAGUGAGGGACCCUGGCACUGGCAGCAUCAUGUUCCAGUCGUAUGGGGACAAACAGGGGCCGCAGCAUGGGAUGCUCAUUAACACCCCCUAUGUCACCAAGGACCUGCUUCAGGCCAAGCGCUUCCAGGCACAGUCCUUGGGCACCACCUACGUGUACGACUUCCCAGAGAUGAUCAGGCAGGCUCUCUUCAAGCUGUGGGGCUCCUCGGACCAGUAUCCCAAGGAUAUCAUGACCUACACUGAGCUGGUCCUGGACUCUCAGGGUCACCUUGUACAGAUGAACAGGGUCCCUGGAGGGAACGAGGUGGGGAUGGUUGCUUUCAAAAUGAAGCUGAAGACCCCCGAGUACCCCAAAGGCCGAGACAUUGUGCUCAUCUGCAAUGACAUCACACACAAGAUUGGCUCCUUUGGGCCUGAGGAGGACCUGGUGUUCCUGAGGGCCUCGGAGCUGGCACGGGCUGAGGGCAUCCCCCGCAUCUACAUCGCCGCCAACAGCGGCGCCCGCAUCGGCUUCGCUGAGGAGAUCAAGCACAUGUUCCAGGUGGCCUGGGUGGACCCAGCUGAGCCCUACAAGGGGUUCAGGUACCUGUACCUGACUCCCCAGGACUACACGAGGAUCAGCAGCAUGAACUCGGUGCGCUGUGAGCACGUGGAGGAAGGCGGAGAGUCCAGGUAUGUCCUGCUGGACAUCAUUGGGAAGGACAAUGGAUUUGGGGUGGAAAACCUGAGAGCUGCUGGUACCAUUGCUGGGGAGUCCUCCCGUGCCUAUGACGAAAUAGUGACCAUCAGCAUGGUGAGUUGUCGUUCCAUUGGGAUUGGUGCCUACCUGGUGAGGCUGGGCCAGCGUGUGAUCCAGGUGGAGAACUCCCACAUCAUCCUCACUGGUGUCACAGCUCUCAACAAGGUGCUGGGACGGGAGGUUUACACAUCCAACAACCAGCUGGGAGGAGUACAGAUCAUGCACAACAAUGGUGUUUCCCAUGUCACUGUCCCAGAUGACUUUGAGGGGGUCUACACCAUCCUGCAGUGGCUCUCAUACAUACCCAAGGAUAACCAGAGCCCAGUGCCUGUCACUGCCAUAGUUGACCCUGUUGAAAGAGAAAUUGGUUUUGUCCCUUCCAAAGUCCCCUAUGACCCCAGGUGGAUGCUGGCAGGGAGACCCCAUCCAACUCUCAAAGGAACUUGGCAGAGCGGCUUCUUCGACCAGGGCAGCUUCAUGGAGAUCAUGAAGCCGUGGGCUCAGACCGUGGUGGUUGGCAGAGCAAGGUUGGGAGGUCUCCCCGUGGGCGUCAUCGCUGUUGAGACCCGCACUGUGGAGGUGACAAUACCCGCUGACCCUGCCAACCUGGACUCAGAGGCAAAGAUAAUCCAGCAGGCUGGACAGGUCUGGUUCCCAGACUCUGCUUUUAAAACAGCCCAGGCCAUUCGGGACUUCAACCGGGAGUACCUCCCACUGAUGAUCUUUGCCAACUGGAGAGGCUUCUCCAGCGGCAUGAAAGACAUGUAUGACCAGAUGCUGAAGUUCGGUGCCUUCAUUGUGGACAGCCUGCGGGACUUCAAGCAGCCUGUCCUGGUCUACAUCCCCCCUCACGCCGAGCUGCGCGGCGGCUCCUGGGUGGUCAUCGACUCCACCAUCAACCCCCUGCACGUGGAGCUCUAUGCUGACAAGGAGAGCAGGGGAGGCAUUUUGGAGCCUGGAGGAACAGUGGAGAUCAAGUUCAGAAAGAAGGAUUUGGUGAAGACCAUGAGAAGGAUUGAUACAGUUUAUGCCGGGCUUGUUGAACAGCUGGGCUCCCCCGAGCUGUCGGAGGCGCAGCGCAAGCAGCUGGAGAAGCAGCUGAAGGCGCGGGAGGAGCUGCUGCUGCCCGUGUACCACCAGGUGGCCGUGCACUUCGCAGACCUGCACGACACCCCGGGCCGCAUGCAGGAGAAAGGGGUCAUCACGGACAUCCUGGAGUGGAAGAGCGCCCGCUCCUUCCUCUACUGGCGACUGCGGCGGCUGCUGCUGGAGGAGAUGGUGAAGGGGGAGGUGCUGAAGGCCAACAGCGAGCUCAGCCACAUCCACAUCCAGUCCAUGCUGCGGCGCUGGUUCAUGGAGACGGAAGGAGCUGAGAAGGGCUACCUCUGGGACAACAACCAGGUGGUGGUGGAGUGGCUGGAGAAGCACAUGCAGGAGGAGGAUGGCACCCAGUCAGCCAUCAGGGAGAACAUCAAGUACCUGAGGAGGGACUACAUCCUCAAACACAUCCGGAGCUUGCUCCAGGCUAACCCCGAGCUGACCAUGGACUGCAUCGUGCAGAUGGCUCAGCACAUCACCGGCCCACAGAAGGCCCAGGUUGCCCAUCUCCUGUCCAGGGUGGACACUGAUGACCCCUCCUGAGCUGGGCAAUCACCACAGGGUAGGAGAAGCACCAGGACACAGCCAGACCUCACCUGCCCCCCUGGUUCCUCAGCCCUCGAACGGAAGCCUUGGACUCUUGCUCAUGUGCCUAAAUAAAGGACACCAGUGCUUUUAAGUAUUUAAGCCAUGGAGAUGGUCUUGCCAUCCAUGCAGAGUCCCCUCUGGCACUGGGGGUGCUGCCAGAGGGGCAGCUUGAAGAUGAACUUGUCCCGAGCCAAGCCUGGAAUCUGGACCUGUGCAGAACUUGGUUUUAAAAAGAAUCCAAAAUAUUUUCCUGUUUUAGUUGCCAGCCCUUGGUCUUUCAAACAAACACCAGGUCAGACACGUCUCAUGAGACUGGACAGAGCUGGAGGCACGGACCCCUGGCCAGGGCCAGUGUCCAGCUGGCUGGGUUCAAGCUGACCAGGCAGCAAGAUCAGGAAAUGAGAAGCAGCCUCCAAGUGAUGCUUUAUAAACUGUGAAGAGCAAUUUCUGUCAUCCUUCUCCUCACUGGGGGACAAAGAGUAGAUGUGGCUGUGAGUAGCUGAUGGCCCAGGAAAGACCUCGAUGAGCUAAUCUGAGACCUGCUCCCAUGGAAUGUCCAAGGAUCCACCAGGUUUUGGCUGACCUGGCUGUGCCUCUCGCCCAUCUCAUGUCCUUUCUGGCUCCUGCAGAGCAUGGAGAGGAGGGAGGAUGGCUCCAGGUGACCUGGCCCAGUGACCUGGUUCCUCCUUGGAAGCAGCAGAGCCAGGGGGAGCUGUCACCUGCUGGGACCUGUACCCUGCUGCUCAGGUAGCCUUUGAUCAUCUCAGUCAUGGAGGGGAAAUUUGAAGUUUUCCAGUGCCUCUGGCUGUGUCAUUUCCUCAGCACAGAUUUACCUUGGGCUCAAAAGGAGGAGGUGAGAUGGCAAUGGAAGGUGGGACAGCUGGCUCAAGUGCAGUGCUGGUAUUGCCCUGGGGUGAAGGUGUUGGAUACCUCCUGGGGCUGGAGCAUCCCACAGAGUCUGCAGGGUGGGAAUGGGAAGGGUCUUGUGAGUCACUUCCUGGCUGGAAGGUGUCACUGCUGACCGGCAAUAAAGUGAGCUCAGCUCCCAGGGAAUUCCCUGA